CAGCCCAUUAACACUCCCUCAGUGAUGUCAAAGGAGGGAUGUCAAUUUACAUUCAUCUGGAGCUACUCCAGUUUGUAUACAUGGGUUAAUCUAAUACUCUGAAUUGUGUUCUUUGAAUUUAAAGAAUGACUCGGUCUUUGCUUACUGAUCUGCUCUUCGAGGCGGACCAAACCUAACAGGAAACCUAACAGCACAGCCAAACCCUCUGGCGCGUUCCAGUUACUUUGUCCUUUAGAAAAAGCAGUAUUUUCUCACGCGCUGCUCAUUAACAGACGCGACGGCGCAUCGCUUCGCUCCACCAUUUCCCAGAUCCUACUGCAACUCAAACCCGGCGCCCAUCCCUUCCUCCUUUCGCAGGAAGAAAAGCCACAACCGGACAACCCUCCCCCCUCUUCCUUUUCCCCUUCCCUUCCCCGCUUCCCUGCUGCCGGUUCCCCGGGGCGGAGCGCGGCGGGGCCGGACGGCGGGGGCAGCCUGGCCCGGGCGGGGCACGCCGCUCCUCCGCCCCCCCCCCUCGCUCCGUCUCCGCCGCCGCCAUGGCCGCUCCGCCGCCGCCGGUACCGGAGCAGCAGCAGCAGCAGCCGCUCCCGCCGCCCCGCCGCCGCUGCCCGCCGCUGCCCGCCGUCGAGCCUCUCCUCUUCCUGGCCACCCUGUCCCUCGGCCUGCAGGGUCCCCUGGCCACCCAGUACCUCUGGGACAGGCUGGGGGCCGAGCGCGGUUACAGCGGUCCCAACGGCAGCAGCCCCGCCGGCUGCGGGAACGGCAGCACCCACGACGAUCCCCUGCGGCAGGAGGUGGAAGCGCUGGUCUCCCACUGGAACCUCUGUAUCAACCUGGGAGGUUUCUUCGUUGGUCUCUUCUCCGUGACUCUCUUCGGACCGUGGAGCGACAGCGUAGGCCGCCGGCCGGCGCUCAUCCUGCCGGCAGUGGGUAUGGCCGUGCAAGCGGCCAUCUAUCUUCUCGUCAUGUACCGGCAGCUGCACGUUGCCUACUUUCUCCUCGGACGCAUUUUGAGUGGCCUCAUGGGAGACUACAACUUGAUCCUGGCCAGCUGCUUCGCCUACGUGGCCGACACCAGCGACAGACGCGCGCGCACAUUUCGCGUCGCCAUCCUCGAGGCGUGCCUCGGCAUCGCGGGCAUGCUGGCCAGCAUCGGCGGCGGCCAGUGGCGCAAGGCUCAGGGGUACAUCAACCCAUUUUGGCUCGUGCUUGCUACUAGUCUUGCUGCCGCUCUCUACGCUGCUUUCUGUCUUCAGGAAUCGGUGAAGCAGCAGAAACCAGCCAAGCUGUUCACGCUUAGUCAUUACAAGGCUGUCUACAGGCUGUACGUGGCCCCAGAACGCCUGAGCUCCAGGAGGAAGCUUGCCCUUUACUCCCUGGCUUUCUUUCUUCUUGUCACUGUACAUUUUGGAUCCAGGGACCUCUUUGUUUUGUAUGAGCUUGGGUCCCCUCUCUGCUGGUCUGCUGACCUCAUUGGGUACGGCUCAGCCGCCAGUUACCUGGCUUACCUGAGCAGCCUGGGAGGGCUGCGGCUGCUGCAGCUCUGCCUUCAAGACACCUGGGUGGCAGAGAUAGGAUUGAUCUCCAACAUUUCUGGACUGGUUGUGAUUUCGCUUGCUACUACAACACCACUGAUGUUUACAGGUUAUGGGAUUCUGUUCCUUUCCAUGGCAGCCACUCCUGUCAUCAGAGCCAAGCUCUCCAAGCUGGUCAGUGAGAUGGAACAGGGUGCUCUCUUUGCUUCUAUUGCCUGUGUGGAAGGGCUGUGUUCACUUGUGGCUACAGGAGUGUUCAACUCUCUCUACCCUGCCAGCUUGCACUUCAUGAGGGGAUUCCCAUUUCUCUUCGGGGCUGUAAUUCUUCUUAUUCCAGCAGCUAUUAUUGGGUGGAUGGAAAUCUGGGACUCAAACCGGGACUACAGUCACUUCUCAGAUGCUUCCCUGUCCCCUGCAGAUGACUGAGCAGCCACUUAGCAACAAGGAAUUGGCCAGCUCAGCAGUGUCCAUCUGAAGACUGCUCUUUAUUCUUCCCUUGAAGGACAGAUCAGUGUGGGAAGGACACCCUGCUUGUCCUUACUAAUUUUUAAAUGCCAAAUAGUUGGAAAUUGUGGCUCUGACUACCAGCAGUAACUUGAUUUGCAGAUGCGAAUGCCUCCUCGCCGUUGUGUUGGCUCAUCUGUCAGAGAAAACCCAAGGGACCGAAAAGCCAAUCAAGAGUGAAAGCUGUUGUUGGCCAUUUGCAAGGCCGGUUAGUGGUUUGGGGUUUGGUGGGGAGGGAAGGUUCUACAGCAUGCUUUGAGUGAUGAGAGAGGACUGAAUUCUGGUUUAAUUGGCAAACAUGUUCCCCUCUGAGUACUACAGUGUGCAGCAAAUGAGUUGUUGCUGUGGGUGAGGCCCAGACCAAAGCCUGCAGAGCAAGACCGAAGCAGAGGUACCCAACAGCAUGCUACUGAGGAGAAAGAUCUGUGCUCCGAAUCAGUGUGUUGUCAAUAAAAGUCAUACAAAUGUCACGUGCCAGACUAGGCUCCUGCAGAAAUCCUUGUGAUGAGUGGUAGUUUACCACGGGAGCGCUAUUGCCGUCCUUACUGACUAAACUAGCUUUAGCUUAGCAAGUUAGACGUGUCCGAGGGAGAGAAUCUAAUGCGUGAAGUGCUCGUAGUGAGGAGUGCCAGUGGGACGUCCCGCCUGCCUGUCUGCAGCUCAGCCCAGGAUUUCAAAGGUACUUUUGAGAAGUAAUAGCUCGUGUGGGAAUACGUAGGUGCCUUAAUUGACAGUUGCCCAAACUGAUGAAGUUAAUGCUAAAAUUGGCAAAAUUGGGCCUCCCUAACUGAAGUCCCUUACAUUAUAAAUUUGAGGCCCCAACUGUGAUAUGUGUGCCCUAGUAUCAUGUGAAAUCACUGGUGUGCUUAUGGCAGAGCCGGAAGCAGUCCUUCGUCAUCAAUACACAGCACUGUUGGGAUGAGCUGGUUGGGGACAGGACUAGUGUCUUUGGAGAUAAAAUUAUGCCCCAAAAUUUUUUGUCAGUGAUCUCACUUCUGCUGCCCUUCUCAGGAUAUGUUGAUGCCAGCAAGCAAACCCCGUGUUCAUGAUACUCGUAAUUGUUCUUUUCAGAGCAUUAACUGUAUUGCCUCAAUCCUAUUUCCUUCAAACUGCCAUAAACCAGCAGUUCUGUGUACAUUGCAUUGCACAGACUGUUCAGAUGCAUGCAAUAAUGUCCUUAACUCUGAAAUUGCUUAGCAAACACGUUACUUUCAGAACGUAUAAAACCACCGUUCCCUUUUAUGGUUCAUAAAAAGAUAGCUUUUCUCGUACAGCUGUUGAUGUCAUUUGUCCUUGCCUCGUUCUGUGCUCCUCUCCGUUAUUUUCAUGUUUCUUCCUUUAUUGAAGACUCUGCAGUAAAGAAGCAGCAGGAGGUUAUCUGCCCUGUAGAGAAUGAGCGUGUGAGAGUCCUGAGUCAGGAAAAAAUGCAGGUUUGGGACUUGCAAGCAGCCAAAGCUUGCUUUUCCUGAACACCGGAGUAAAGCUUGUGGGAGUGCCUAGUCUGUAACCUGUCCUUCAGUACACAGUAAAUGUGAAAUGCUUAUA
This is a messenger RNA of Aquila chrysaetos chrysaetos, 3584 nucleotides long. It is a transcript of the gene SLC46A1, whose product is annotated as solute carrier family 46 member 1. Gene Ontology annotation, biological process: transmembrane transport. Gene Ontology annotation, molecular function: transmembrane transporter activity. Gene Ontology annotation, cellular component: plasma membrane. The transcript has 5 exons. The record is from RefSeq and is a predicted model, not a curated record. The coding region runs from base 537 to 1961 and encodes 474 amino acids. Lineage: Eukaryota; Metazoa; Chordata; Aves; Accipitriformes; Accipitridae.